This is a messenger RNA of Closterium sp. Naga37s-1, 825 nucleotides long. The record is from the annotation of a GenBank genome assembly. NCBI's taxonomy places the organism in Eukaryota, Viridiplantae, Streptophyta, Zygnematophyceae, Desmidiales, Closteriaceae.
AUGAAUAGCCUGCAGUUACUGAAUCCCGCCAUCGCCUUCCCCUCCUAUCCCGCAAUCGCCUUCCCUACCCAUCCCGCCGUCGCCUCACCCUCCCACCCCGCCACCGCCUCUCCCUCCCGUCCCGUCGCCGCCUCUCCCUCCCGUCCCGUCGCCGCCUCUCCCUCCCGUCCCGUCGCCGCCUCUCCCUCCCGUCCCGUCGCCGCCUCUCCCUCCCGUCCCGUCGCCGCCUCUCCCUCCCGUCCCGUCGCCGCCUCUCCCUCCCGUCCCGUCGCCGCCUCUCCCUCCCGUCCCGUCGCCGCCUCUCCCUCCCGUCCCGUUGCCGCCUCUCCCUCCCGUCCCGUCGCCGCCUCUCCCUCCCGUCCCGUCGCCGCCUCUCCCUCCCGUCCCGUCGCCGCCUCUCCCUCCCGUCCCGUCGCCGCCUCUCCCUCCCGUCCCGUCGCCGCCUCUCCCUCCCGUCCCGUCGCCGCCUCUUCCCUCCCGUCCCGCCGCCGCCUCUCCCUCCCGUCCCGCGCCUCUCCCUCCCGUCCCGUCGCCGCCUCUCCCUCCCGUCCCGUCGCCGCCUCUCCCUCCCGUCCCGUCGCCGCCUCUCCCUCCCGUCCCGUCGCCGCCUCUCCCUCCCGUCCCGUCGCCGCCUCUCCCUCCCGUCCCGCGCCUCUCCCUCCCGUCCCGUCGCCGCCUCUCCCUCCCGUCCCGUCGCCGCCUCUCCCUCCCGUCCCGUCGCCGCCUCUCCCUCCCAACCCGUCGUCACCUCUGGCGACAGGUCACGAGACGGUGCGCGAGGGGGAACUGGUACGCAAGUGCGGGUUCGCCUCUGAGGCACCGUGA